This is a messenger RNA of Silurus meridionalis, 1471 nucleotides long. RefSeq names its product FA complementation group F (gene fancf). The record is from RefSeq and is a predicted model, not a curated record. Gene Ontology annotation, cellular component: Fanconi anaemia nuclear complex. The transcript has a single exon. NCBI's taxonomy places the organism in Eukaryota, Metazoa, Chordata, Actinopteri, Siluriformes, Siluridae. Gene Ontology annotation, biological process: interstrand cross-link repair. Bases 247 to 1269 code for a protein of 340 amino acids.
GCUGUCUUGGUUGUUUGUCGGAAGCGCCACACUGACGUCACACAGCGUCACUGUGUGCGCUGGCGGGAGUCUCGCGCGCUGUUUACGCCGCUUUGGGUUUUUUUCUCUCAAGCGUUUUGGUUCAGUUUGAGUCUUUUUGGGGUUUUUUUUGUUGGUGCACGUGUUCUCGCGGUUUCACGGAGCUCAGGGUAUGUUGGAUGUAUGAAAACGCGGUGCGGGGCGGGUUGAGCUGUUUCAGUGCGCCGCAUGGAGGCUGUUCUGGAGAACUUGGAGAGCACCGUGGAGCUUCUAGCGGUUUCACAGACGGACUGUGUGGCCGAGUGGGACGGUGAGACAGUAGACAGGGCGUUUCAAUGGGCUCAGUACUGUGAGCAUCUUCACUCUCGGUUCCACGCAAACCCGUCUGUCCGCGAGGCUUUAGAAGGGCGCCUGCGCGACACGAACCAGCUGCUGGAGCUCACCUUUAACGGGUACCGCAGCGUGACUCUGUUCGAUCUGGCGCAGUGCCGCCACAGGCUGCUUGAUGGUCUUCUGAAAAACCCCGCGACACCACACAACGUUAUUAAAUGCAUUUUGGACCGGUUUGGCCUGGCUGAGGAGGCUGCAGGUGAUCUCACUGCUGACCUCGGUAGUCUCAGCGCGUGCAGGUCAGCAUGUACACUUUUGGCCGACUUUUCACUGAACCGGACGGAUUCUGGCUUCUCUGUUGGCACACAGGUUCACUGCACGAUGCUCCUACAGCGCAUCCAGGCCAUACAGAGCAGGGCAGGCAACCAGGAGUAUGCUACAAAAUUGCUGGAUUGUUUGCUGGAGGACUGUACAGAAGGACAGAAUAGCUUUUUUUUACUUCUAGCAGCUGCCCUACUGACAAAAGACACAACCAGUGAAGACACUGCGGCCCAAGGAUUUCUGCUCACCUGGUUAGAAGGACAUGAUGGUUUAUUGCACAGAAUGUGUCAGGCUUUAUCUCCUGAAUUAUGCACCAAACUUUCUCAAAACUGGACAAGAUUUAAGUUUGCUUAUUGGGACAGUUUGAAAAAGUCAGCUUCCUCCUUGGAGUAUGAUUUGAGCAGUGGAUUAUGGAUACAGCCAUGUGAUAUAGCAGUGUCAUUUUCUAGACUCACAGAACGCUUGAAGUCCUUAUGGAGUUCAGGUUCAUCUUUAAAAGACGAGAUUAAAGAAUAUUUGAUUGCUCUUAAACAGGCUGAUGGGGACUUUGAGGUCGAGGGACUGAGUGUGUGGACAGACCUGCUUGGACAGCUUAAGUGAAGCUGUGUGUGCCUCUCUUGAGUUGCACCAAACCAAGAUGAAGUCAGUGGUGUGUUUGGAUAGCAGACAGGGGGAGACAGUGCUCUUUAACAGAUCUGCAGAAUACACAACUGUACAAUUACCACAUUUCCUUUCUGUCAGAACAGCACGUAUUGUAAUUUCAUUUCUACAGUAAAAUGUAAUAAAAUAUUGUUUUUAUUUA